Elaeis guineensis (African oil palm) is the source of this 4588-nucleotide messenger RNA. The record is from RefSeq and is a predicted model, not a curated record. NCBI's taxonomy places the organism in Eukaryota, Viridiplantae, Streptophyta, Magnoliopsida, Arecales, Arecaceae.
AUCUCUACCCGUCUCUCUCGCAGAGCGAGAACGAAGAAAAGAGCAGAAAGCAGGUACCAGUCCUUCCCCCGUCCCCCGAUUCUCUGCAGCCAUAGUGAAGUAUUCGAGAGAACCCAACAAUCUCACCAAAUAUAGGCUUCUCGAUCUCUUUUGCCCCAUCUCUGCCCCGAUUUGGUGCACUUUAGGUGUUAAGCUUUAGUCUUGGUUUCCUAGACCUGAUGGCCUCUCAUCUGGAUCUUGCUUCUUGACUCGAGUUCACGGGACCAUUGCACCAGAGACGGGCUUGGACCUAACCGGUCUCUGCCUAGGUCAGCAGUAUCAUAGAGGCGGCGACUUUUCCGGAGGAGAUCAAUCACGAUUAUAAAAAGGCAGUCUUUUUGGGCAUUGCGAUUGAGAACCGAGGGGGUUUUUAGAGACAGCGGCAGUGUUUGGAGGGGGUCAGGGUUUUUGCGGGCCUUACUUUCCCCCUAAAAAGUAGAAGAUGUCUUCGGGCGAUAAAGAGCAGUCUCACAAGGCCCAUCGGUCCCGUCAGACCGGUGCUUCUGCGAAGAAGAAAUCGGACAAGAAGAGGAACCAAGAAUCUUCUGACGCUGAAAAGAAGCAAAACCCUAAGGCAUUUGCUUUUAGUUCAUCAGCAAAGGCCAAGCGUUUACAAUCCCGUGCUUCGGAAAAAGAACAACGCAGGCUUCAUAUCCCAACAAUUGAUCGUUCAACUGGGGAACCAGCUCCAUUUGUCGUUGUUGUGCAUGGACCUCCAAAGGUUGGGAAAUCUCUUCUGAUAAAAUGUCUUGUAAAGCACUAUACCAAACAAAAUUUACCUGAAGUUCGAGGUCCAAUCACCGUUGUAUCAGGAAAACAAAAGAGAGUACAGUUUGUGGAGUGCCCUAACGAUAUAAAUGGUAUGAUAGAUGCUGCAAAAGUUGCUGAUCUUGCAUUGUUGCUAGUUGAUGGAAGUUAUGGUUUUGAGAUGGAAACUUUUGAGUUUCUUAAUAUUAUGUCAGUUCAUGGAUUCCCAAAGGUUAUGGGAGUCCUUAACCAUCUUGAUAAAUUCAAGGAUGUCAAGAAACUGAGAAAAACCAAGCAGCGUCUCAAGCAUCGCUUUUGGGCUGAAAUUAAAGAUGGGGCAAAACUUUUCUAUCUAUCUGGUCUCAUUCAUGGAAAAUAUCCUAAACGUGAAGUUCACAAUCUAGCCAGAUUCAUUUCAGUUAUGAAAGAUCAUCCUUUGUCAUGGCGAUCUUUGCAUCCGUAUAUAUUGGCAGAUCGUUUUGAAGAUGUUACUCCUCCUGAAAGAGUGCACGGGGAUGGUAAAUGUGAUAGAAACAUUACAUUGUAUGGUUACCUUCGAGGUUGUAACAUGAAAAGAGGUACCAAGGUGCAUAUUGCUGGUGUUGGUGAUUUUUCUUUAGCUGGGGUGACUGGUCUUGCUGAUCCUUGCCCUUUGCCAUCAGCUGCCAAAAAGAGGGGACUUCGAGACAAGGAAAAACUUUUUUAUGCUCCCAUGUCUGGUCUUGGGGAUCUUCUCUAUGACAAGGAUGCUGUUUACAUAAAUAUAAAUGAUCAUCUUGUUCAGUUUUCAAAAGUUGAUGAUGAAAACAGUGCAGCAAAUAGAGGAGGAAAGGAUCGUGAUGUAGGCGAGGUCUUGGUGAAAACACUUCAGAGUACAAGAUUCUCUAUUGAUGAGAAGUUGGAACAGAGCUUCAUCAAUCUGUUUAGUAGGAAACCCCCUAUGUCAUCAGAGAAUAGUAGUGCGGAGGAUAAUAUGUUAAACCAGUUUGGAAGUAUUACUAGUGAAAUGCAAAGUGGUCAAGGACAGACUUGCAUUUUGGAUCAGAAGGAUAAUGAUCACAUGGAUGGCAGUGGAGUUGCAGAGAGUGAUGAAGGUGAGGAUGAGGACCCAAGAAAAGAAAUUGAACUUGAUGAUUCUGAUGACAAUAAUAAUUAUGCUUGGGAAGACAAUCAAGAGGAUGAUGAUCAGUUGGAUCCUUUUAAUCGAGAUUUGAAAGAAGAAAUUGAAUUUCAUGGUGGAAGACUAAGGAGAAAAGUUAUAUCACAUAAAUAUGGUGAUCGUGCUGGUUUGGAGGAUUCUGAGGAGGAUGAUAUGGAUGAUCAUUUAGCUGAUGGUUCAGAAUCAUCAGGAGACAGUGGGGAGGACCUAGAUUCAGAUAUGGAAACAGACAAUGCUUCAAAGUGGAAGGAGUCCUUGUUUGAGAGAACAUUGUCGAGGCAAAAUGUCAAUCUGAUGCAACUUGUAUAUGGGCAAUCUGCAUCUAAGUCAACAGCCAGCAUGCGAGAAGCACAUGACAGUAGUGACAGUGAUGAUGGUUCUGAUGAAGAUUUCUUCAAGCCAAAAGGGGAGAGGGAAAAGAAAUUGAAUGAUAAAUUGGGUCAUGAUGACAUUAAUGCUGAGGACUGCUCUAAAUUUGUCAGUAUACAACUCAAAGACUGGUCUGAUGAAGAUCUUAUCAGAAGUAUCCGUGAUCGAUUUGUCACUGGAGACUGGUCCAAGGCUGCUCGAAGGGGUCAGGCAACAGAUGAUGAUGAUGGAGGAGAUGACGAACCUGUUUAUGGCGAUUUUGAAGACUUAGAAACUGGAGAGGUGUACAGGAGUGAGCCAGCAGAUAAUUUUGAGGGGAACGAAAACUUUCCCAAGGGAGAUGAUCCAGAAGUGGAGGACCGGAGGCUUAAGAAGCUUGCUCUUCGUGCAAAGUUCGACGCUCAAUAUGAUGAAUCUGAACUGUCUGAUGAGGAAAAUCAUAAAUCAACAGAGAAGUUCAACCGACAUCAAACCAGUGAUGGUGGUGGAUAUUUUGACAAAUUGAAAGAGGAGGUUGAACUCCGUAGACAAAUGAACAUAUCAGAACUAAAUGAUCUGGAUGAGGCUACUCGAAUAGAGGUGGAGGGCUUCAAAGUUGGCACUUAUUUGAGAUUAGAAAUUCAUGAUGUUCCAUAUGAGAUCGUUGAAUAUUUUGAUCCCUGCCAUCCUAUUCUUCUUGGUGGCAUUGGACUUGGGGAGGAAAAUGUUGGAUAUAUGCAGGCUCAAUUGAAGCGUCAUAGAUGGCAUAAGAAAGUACUCAAGACUAGAGAUCCACUUAUUGUUUCAGUAGGUUGGAGGCGGUACCAAACAGUUCCCAUAUAUGCUAUUGAGGAUCGAAAUGGACGGUAUCGCAUGCUCAAGUAUACUCCAGAGCAUAUGCAUUGCUUUGCAAUGUUUUGGGGGCCUCUUGCACCUCCUAAAACUGGAAUACUUGCUGUUCAGAACUUGUCGAACAAUCAAGCAGCAUUUCGAAUUACAGCAACAGGCUGGGUUCAAGAGUUCAAUCAUGCUGCUCGAAUAAUGAAAAAGAUCAAACUUGUUGGUUAUCCAUGCAAGAUCUUUAAAAAGACAGCACUAAUUAAGGACAUGUUUACAUCAGAUCUGGAGAUUGCUAGGUUUGAAGGUGCAGCUGUUCGGACGGUAAGCGGGAUCAGAGGGCAGGUCAAGAAGGCUGCCAAGGCAGAAUUAGGCAAUCAGCCAAAAAGAAGGGGAGAAAGUGUGAAAGAAGGGAUUGCAAGAUGCACGUUCGAGGACAGAAUCCUGAUGAGUGAUAUUGUUUUCUUGCGUGCAUGGACUCAAGUUGACAUACCCCACUUCUAUUACCCUGUUUCAACAUCUCUCCAGCCUCGUGAUCAGGUGUGGAAGGGCAUGAAAACAGUAGCGGAGCUGCGGAGAGAGAAUAGUAUUCCAAUUCCACACAACAAAGACUCAGUCUACCAGCCCAUUGAGCGGAAGCUGAGAAAGUUCAAUCCAUUGGUGAUCCCGUCAAAACUGCAAGCAGCUCUUCCCUUUUCUUCAAAACCAAAGAACACACCUAAGCAGAGGCGGCCGCCUCUUGAAAACAGACGGGCUGUGGUUAUGGAACCUCAUGAGCGGAAGAUUCAUGCCCUUGUCCAACACCUCCAAUUGAUCAAAAAUGAAAAGAUGAAGAAGCGAAAACUCAAGGAGCAAGAAAAGAGGAAAGCACAUGAAGCAGAGAUGGCCAAAAAUGAGCAGUUGUCCAAAAAGCGUCAGAGAGAAGAACGUCGAGAGAGAUAUAGAGAGCAAGAUAAACAAAAGAGAAGAACCCGGAGAAAAUUAGGGGCCUAACAGCAAAUUUUAAUACUAAAUUGGGGCCCCGGCAAGCCUAAAGUACAUGAGCUGGGCUCCAAAGCUGGCUCUUUGUUCAACAGCCGGUACAUUUUUUUAACAUCCCGUUGUAUGCGGGCUACCGUGUGGACUUUGUGUGCGACUGGGCACCCAUCUUUCUGUGGUCCAUUGGUGUUGGCUACACUGACUGAGUUUCUUAGGAGCGUUAUACGAGGAUUGGAGAUGGUUUGCUAUCUAUCGGAUCCGCUUGGCGUCAAAACAAAUUUUCCUUUGAAGCAUGGAGCAUUGUUGUACCUUCAGGCACAAUGGUCUUAUAUCUUUCUGUGAUGUUUAUAUGAACAUUAUGUAGGCAUCCUGUCGUUGUAAAGUUUUUGUAGUUGCAGUAUUGGCAGCAUUCUGUUUAACGUAAUUGGAAUGCUCAUCGAAGGAAAAAAAAAUAUUGAAGUAAAUGAUGCUCUCAACCUA